GGCAUGAAGUUUGUCCUCCAGUACCUGGGGUGCUUUUUUGCUUUUUUCUCUGCUGGGUUUUUGAUAAUAUCUACCUGGACAGACUGCUGGAUGGUGAAUGCUGAUGACUCCCUGGAGGUGAGUACAAAAUGCCGUGGCCUGUGGUGGGAAUGUGUCACAAACGUUUUUGAUGGGAUCCAGACUUGUGAUGAGUAUGACUCCAUCUACGCUGAGCAUUCUGUGAAGCUGGUGCUGACCCGAGCCAUGAUGAUAACAGCAGACAUCCUGUCAGGAUUGGGAUUUCUCUUCCUGGUCCUGGGACUGGACUGUGUGAAGUUCCUUCCCGACGAGCCACUCAUCAAGCUGCGCAUCUGCCUGGUGUCUGGGGUUUUGUUGCUCCUUGCAGGUCUCCCUGGCAUCACGGGCUCCGUGUGGUACGCUGUGGAUGUCUACGUGGAGCGCUCCUCUCUGCUCUUCCACAACGUCUUCCUGGGCAUCCAGUACAAGUUUGGGUGGUCCUGCUGGCUUGGCAUGGCAGGCUCACUUGGCUGCUUCUUGUCUGGGUCCCUGCUCACCUGCUGCAUGUAUCUCUUCAGAGAGACCAGUUCUGGAAGAUUCCAUUCUGCCUACUCCUUGAGGAAAGGCUAUUCCUCAGCUGUGACCGUCGUAACAAACCCUCAUUUGCUGCCCUCACAAACAGCCACCUCCAAAAUGUAUGCAGUGGACACAAGGGUGUGA
Messenger RNA from Catharus ustulatus (Swainson's thrush), 717 nucleotides. It is a transcript of the gene CLDN16, whose product is annotated as claudin 16. The record is from RefSeq and is a predicted model, not a curated record. Gene Ontology annotation, cellular component: plasma membrane; bicellular tight junction. Gene Ontology annotation, molecular function: structural molecule activity. Lineage: Eukaryota; Metazoa; Chordata; Aves; Passeriformes; Turdidae. Gene Ontology annotation, biological process: cell adhesion; bicellular tight junction assembly. The transcript has 5 exons. Bases 4 to 717 code for a protein of 237 amino acids.